Molecule: messenger RNA, 924 nt
Organism: Arachis stenosperma
Lineage: Eukaryota; Viridiplantae; Streptophyta; Magnoliopsida; Fabales; Fabaceae
Exons: 1
Coding region: 78-665 (195 amino acids)
Source: RefSeq, a predicted model, not a curated record
UUGGGAAAAAAAAAUCCCACCCACUUCACGCCUCACAAUUCACAGUUCACAGUUGACAGCCUCAUUUUCUCUCUCAAAUGGCCCGACUACUCCUCCUCCACCCGGUGCUGUCCGCCGUCGUCCUCGGCCUCCUCGUCGCACUGUCCACCCCUGGCGCCUCCGCUCGCCCCUGCCGGAGCUUCCUCAUCUCCUCCUACACCUUCUCCCUUCCCUCAUCGGACGAUCCAUCCCUCCCUUCCAGCUCUACCCUCACCACCUUCGCUGAGAUCUACUCCUUCCGCCACUUCCCCGCCAAGGUCUUCUUCACACGUAGCAUCAGUGAUUCCUCCGUCGGCAUGACAGAGCCCCACCGCCGUUCCCCUGAAACUCGCCCCGCCGCGACACUCGGAUUCUCCGCUGAAGAAUUCGGCUCCCUCCGUGACCGCACCAAGGACCUCCUCUCCGUCGUCGCCGCCCUCCUCUUCGGCGUCGGCUGCGGCGCCCUCACCGCCACCACCAUAUACCUCGUCUGGUCCUCGUUCUCCAGCCGCCACGAUUACCGUUACGACGAUUACCUUGACGACGAGGAAGACGAGAAGAUCAAUAGCUCUAAGAAGUUAGGGUACGUGAAGAUUCCGGAGGCAGAGGCGGAGGCUAUUCCGGCUCCGACCAAGGAUGCGGUAUGAGAGCAAUUCGUUAGGGUUUAUUAACCUUCAUUUUCGUAGUGUUUAUAUAACAAUCGAAUUUACAGUGGAAAUUAAUAAGGAAAUACUUGAUGGUGUGUUUGUAAUUUGUUAAUUACAUGUGUAAUCCGUUUCUGCACACAUACUAAUGGAUUUACUAUAUCUGUCAUGAAUUAUGAUCAUCAAUUAUAGCCUUGAGUAUGGGCUAUGUUGAGGAUACAUUGCAGUUGUAUUAUAAAUAAUAGGAAAUUUGCAUUCUUAA